UUAAAGAAGCAAAGUCAUUGACUGCCUCCUGACAUUAAAUCUUUGAAAAUGAACGAUGAAACAGAGUUCCGAACAUUAGAAGCUAGUACCUCUGCUAACGAACCGAAUAUCAUUGAACCGAGAGGCAUACCCGAUCGAAGGACUAACCCAUUAUCAAAAGCAAUCGGAGCAUUGAAGCAAUUACAAAGCGAAACCAGAGCCAUAGAAGUUGAGUUCUUUGAACACGUAUACCAGCUGGAAAUCGAUUUCCAAAAGGAGCACGACUUAGUUUACCAAAAGAGAUGCGACAUUAUAAAUGGAAAUUGCCAUCCAACAGAAGUCACAGAUGUUCAACUUGACGGUGAGAAACGACAAAGUAAUUCACCGAAAGACUUAGCAGAGGACCGACGAAGUGGUGUGCCGCAUUUUUGGUUAAAUGUGCUCAGAUCAUCAUUACCAGACGUUCAUGAAAAUGAUAUGCCGAUUCUACAGCACCUCACAGAUGUGAGAGUUCGAAACAAACCAAUGUCCGAUUUGGGCUUCAUUUUAGAAUUCCAUUUCGCACCAAAUGAAUUCUUUGAAAAUGCAGUGCUGUGGAAAGAGUACUACUACAACAGCUCCGAUCACAAAAUGAUCCACGAAAUUCCGCUGAUACGGAAAUCUAUUGGCUGCGAAAUCAAAUGGAAACCGGGACAAGCACCUGCGUACAGUUCAUGGUUCGACUUUCUUUCAUCCAGCAAAAUCAUAUCCGAUUCCGACGAGGAUUUCAUGGCAUACAUUUCCGGUAUCCAGAAGGACUUCGAAAUGGGUUAUUUCAUAAAGGAACAUGUUAUUCCGAAAGCGGUGUUAUAUUUGACCGGAGAAGAGAAAAAUUCAUUUACGAUUUGCAAUUAUAAUGCUGGAUAUUGGACACCAGCAACGUCGUCGUCGGAAAGUUCGUCGGAUGAUGAGGAUCCAACUGAACUUGACAAGUGCGCGGGGGAUCAAGAUACAAUCACCGCUGCGGACGAAUCGAAAACAUCAAGUUACCCCGCUGUGAUCAUCGGUAAAUUUUCAAAUUUUCUUUUUCAAACAAAUUUGCAGUCGUUUCUCCUCUCGCCGAAAAUAAAACUCAUUUGGAAAAUGGAACGAAAGACCACAUCAGCCGGCGAUUUCGAAGAAGCAAUUAAAAACUUUUCAAAAGUGUCUCUGGAAGUCGAUUCGUUGAUAAGUGCCGGAAAUGCGGACGCGCACAGGUUGAUGAACAAGUCAAUCGAAAAUCGGCAGGAAGCAAUAGCAAACGAAGCGACCAAGCGCUUAAAAUCGUUUGAAAUGGAACGCAAGACGGCCAAAUCGAAUGAAGCGCUUAAAGCUCACGAUACAAUUGAGCAAUUGCUUUUGGAAGAAGUAAAAAUGGAGUUCGACAGGGGCGUUGAAGAGCAAAGAAUUCGGAUGCGCGGAGACAGUGCGAUUGGCGUUAGUAAAGGCGUUGAGAAUAAGAAAUCGGAAAAUGCUGAUGAUGAUGAUAGUUCAGAGGAAGAGUCGGAAAAUGAAAGUGACGAAGAUACAGACGAUACGGAAACUACAGAAAAGGAAAGUUCAGAUGACGAUGAUGAAGAAGAAGAAGGUAGCUCCAGCUCCGAAGGUGAGGAUACUGACGAUGACGAAAAUGCAGGAGAUGAAGAACCAGCAAACGAAGUUGAUUCAAGCGAACAAUUGGAGAGACAGGAUCAGUUGUAAACAAAAUCAUCAGUCAAAUAAACCAAGUUAACGACAACGGA
This is a messenger RNA of Bradysia coprophila, 1739 nucleotides long. Its product is annotated as nucleosome assembly protein 1-like 1-B. Gene Ontology annotation, cellular component: nucleus. Gene Ontology annotation, biological process: nucleosome assembly. The record is from RefSeq and is a predicted model, not a curated record. Lineage: Eukaryota; Metazoa; Arthropoda; Insecta; Diptera; Sciaridae.